AUCAAAUUUCUCUUCUGCCUCUGCUUCUGACAUGUACAAAGAUGCUAGCUCGAGUUCCAUGGACACACCAGAGCCACUGCCCCCACCACUAUCACAAGGACUCUGCACUUUGCCAUCAACUCCAUUCAUCUUCCAUGACCAACAAGCCGGCGACGAGCCAGCGGCCGCAUUUGCUGAUUGGAACUCCACCCUCUUCGGCCAGCCUGAUCAGGUUCCCGUGAACUGUGCCGGCAACGGUGGGCCUAUCCUUCCGGGAAGCUUCGACUGCAGCGGCGGCAUCCAAGCUGGAGAGGAUUUGGUGCAUGAAGAUAGGAACAAGGAGAAAGGUAGCAAGGGCAGUGGUGGUAGGACAAAGAAGGCCUAUAGACCAAGGUUUGCAUUCCAGACCAGAAGUGCUAAUGAUAUCUUGGAUGAUGGUUAUAGGUGGAGAAAGUAUGGGCAGAAAGCUGUAAAGAACAGCUCACACCCGAGGAGCUAUUACCGCUGCGUGCAUCACACAUGCAACGUGAAGAAGCAAGUUCAGCGCCUCACGAGGGACACCAGCAUCGUCGUCACGACGUAUGAAGGAGUUCACAACCACCCCUCCGAGCAACUCAUGGAGACCCUCAACCCCCUUCUCAAGCAAAUGCAAUUGCUCUCAAGGUUUUAUGCUUGAAAGUAGUUCAGUAAAUGUAUAUGUGUGUGUGUGUGUUGCGUGCGUGCGUGCCUGUGCGUGCAUGUAAGCGUGCACCCUCCAGCUAAAGCAUCUGCUGUGAACGUCCGUUGAUGAAUCGCAGCAGAGCUGUGGUGGCACCGUUCAAGACAACGGUGACGAACGUUCACGGAAAACACAAAAAAAAAAAGUUGUUGAUAAUUCGGAAAAGA
This is a messenger RNA of Nymphaea colorata (pocket water lily), 864 nucleotides long. Its product is annotated as probable WRKY transcription factor 24. Lineage: Eukaryota; Viridiplantae; Streptophyta; Magnoliopsida; Nymphaeales; Nymphaeaceae. The record is from RefSeq and is a predicted model, not a curated record. Bases 32 to 655 code for a protein of 207 amino acids. Gene Ontology annotation, molecular function: sequence-specific DNA binding; DNA-binding transcription factor activity. Gene Ontology annotation, biological process: regulation of DNA-templated transcription. The transcript is spliced from 2 exons.